CCCGGCACUCCCCUGCAAAAACGUAAUCCCCUCCCCUUACUUCUCGAACCGACCCGAUCACGCACCAACAGCGCAAAAAUCGCCUCUGACUCUCUGAAAGAGAGCGUCUACUGCCUUUGCACCAAGUCAAGAUCUACAACAAGAAAUAAGACGCCAUGAAGGUCUACGCGCAAAUCCUGCUUUUCGCUCUGCUGGCAACCAGCCUCUGCGCGCUCCCUACGCCAGCUCCUGAUGGGACAACAGAAAGCUCGCUGUUGGCUCAAAGAGCUCCUUACAAGAUCAAGCCUGGCGACACGAUCAGUUACAACAAGAAAGGCAAGCCAAUCAUUCACCACACGAACUUUCGCCAUCUUGCCCCUCUGAAAAUUUGUACAGAAGCUUGCCCCGGAGACAUCAUACCACUGAAGAAACGUGGGCCACAUUGUAAGUCGCAACGUGACGCUUCUGACUUUAUGAGAUUCGUACAUGAUGGCCGAGUGCCUAGACAGCAAAAAGUGCACGUGGACCUUGCGCCUCACCAAGUGCCUUUUCCCUGCCCACAGUCGACGACUUCGCUUACUGCUGAUUGCAGUCUUCUUCGGCGCUCAACCAAAGGGUCUUUUCACCAGUCGGAACACAACGUUUCGACACGUCUCGUGGAGCUAGGAUCCAUCCUAGCCCUUCCCAGGCUAGUAAACGCCGUCAUCGUGCUCAUGCUUUCAGGCGGUGCGUCGCCUGCUUACUUGCAAGGCAAUCGAUGACAUUCUUCCGCUAAUUUGCGCGAGUGCUGUUGGAAUUAAGUACUCCUCGUGGAUUUGCCAUGACGUUUGACUGCGCUAGAGGUUGCCGUUGUUGAAAGUCGCGGAUGAUACGCCUGCAUUAGGCAAGUUUGGCAGAACUGGGCAUCACUGACUGUCUGAAACCCCGCCCGGAUGCUCCCAGGGCUUUGGAGGCUGUUUGAGGUGGGAUUCAGAAGGUGUGGCCCGGUUGAU
Molecule: messenger RNA, 971 nt
Organism: Ceraceosorus guamensis
Lineage: Eukaryota; Fungi; Basidiomycota; Exobasidiomycetes; Ceraceosorales; Ceraceosoraceae
Exons: 3
Coding region: 156-740 (194 amino acids)
Source: RefSeq, a predicted model, not a curated record